AAACCAGGGCAGGCAGGAGGAGGAUGAACUCUGGGCCACCAUGGAGCGCAAUUUCACUGGUCCCGAUGAGUACCAGAAGCACUUCAUGCCCAAGGACUACCUGGCAACCUACUACAGCUUUGAGUGUGGCUCCUCUUCUGAGACAGAGAUGGUCAAGUUUAAUCUGCAGUGUCUCCACCAGACUUUUGGCCCAGGUGGCCUCCGAGGAAAAACACUGAUUGAUGUCGGCUCAGGCCCUACCAUCUACCAAGUGCUGGCUGCCUGUGAGGCCUUCAGCGACAUUACUCUUUCCGACUUCACGGACCGAAACAGGGAGGAGCUGCAGAAAUGGCUGAGCAAGGAUCCUGGGGCCUUUGACUGGACCUUGGUGCUGAAAUUUGCCUGUGAGCUGGAAGGAAACAGCAGCCGCUGGCAGGAGAAGGCUGAGAAGCUCCGGGCCACCGUGAAGAGGGUACUCAAGUGUGAUGUGAACAUGAGCAACCCACUGGCGCCAGUGGAGCUGCCACCUAUGGACUGUGUGCUCACCCUGCUGGCCAUGGAGUGCGCCUGCAGCAGCCUGGCCGCCUACCGGGCUGCACUGUGCAACCUUGCCUCUCUGCUCAAGCCGGGUGGGCACCUGGUGACCAGCAUCACGCUGCAGCUUUCUCACUACAUGGUGGGGAAGCGUGAGUUCUCCUGUGUGUCCUUGACGAAGGAGGAGGUGGAGCAGGCUAUCCUGGAUGCUGGCUUGGAUAUCGAGCAGCUUCUGCACAGUGCCCAGAGCUACUCUACCACCACGGCUCCCAACAAGGGAAUCUGCUUUAUUGUGGCCCGAAAGCGGCUUGGGCCUUAAGCCAAGGGGUCAGCCAGGGGUCCCUGAGCCAUGAUGGCAGGGGUUAGAAAUGGGAGAUGUCGAACAACCCCUGCUUUCAACACUCACCUUCUACCCUCUAAAGUCUAGGUUCUAGCACCCUGGUUUAGAGAUCUAAGUUUCCAACACAGCUUCUCCUCUACUCCUAGGAAUGUCCCGCUUCUAAUAUCCUGAGCUCUCUGACUCCUGUGCAACUCUAGCGCGCCCAAGACCAUUUCAGUUUUCACCCAGGUAGCAAAGACAAGGACAGUGUCCUGUUGACAGCGUUGUGUUGGGGAGUGUUUCAAAACCAGCUCAUCAGAUUGUCUCCCUGGUGUAAGAAUCUGAAAGAGCAGAUACAACCUGGAAGCUGUGACAGAUACUGUGAAAGGGAAAGAAG
Octodon degus (degu) is the source of this 1229-nucleotide messenger RNA. It is a transcript of the gene Inmt, whose product is annotated as indolethylamine N-methyltransferase. NCBI's taxonomy places the organism in Eukaryota, Metazoa, Chordata, Mammalia, Rodentia, Octodontidae. Gene Ontology annotation, cellular component: cytosol. The record is from RefSeq and is a predicted model, not a curated record. Bases 41 to 832 code for a protein of 263 amino acids. The transcript has 3 exons. Gene Ontology annotation, molecular function: amine N-methyltransferase activity; N-methyltransferase activity.